AAAGCAACGUAUUUCUCACUCGCCAAAGAAAACUUUCCCUCUUUUUUUCCUUUCUGUCUUCAAAAUCGCUGUGGCCAAGCCCUGACAAGACAUCCCACCCAUCUGCAAGCCAGCCUGAGCACCAGCAGCACGUGAGGCAGCCCAGGCCGUCCCGGUGAGCACACGGAGAUGCCAGAUGCUGCAGCUCACCUGCCCUUUUACUACGGCAGCAUUGCCAGGGCAGAAGCCGAGGAGUACCUCAAGCUGGCGGGGAUGUCGGAUGGGCUGUUCCUGCUGCGGCAGUGCCUGCGCAGCCUGGGGGGCUACGUCCUCUCCAUGGUCUGCAACCUCCAGUUUUACCACUACGCCAUCGAGCGCCAGAUGAACGGUACCUACGCCAUCGUGGGGGGCAAAGCGCACUGCGGGCCGGAGGAGCUCUGUGAGUUUUACUCCAAGGAUGCUGACGGGCUCUGCUGCACCCUGCGCAAGCCCUGCAACCGCCCCACUGGUGUGGAGCCCCAGCCCGGUGUUUUCGACAGCAUGAGGGAUAAUAUGGUGCGGGAAUACGUCCGGCAGACGUGGAAACUCGAGGGGGAUGCACUCGAACAGGCCAUCAUAAGCCAGGCUCCACAGGUAGAGAAGCUCAUUGCCACCACAGCCCAUGAGAGGAUGCCCUGGUACCAUGGCAGCAUCACUCGGGACGAAGCUGAACGGAGGCUCUACUCAGGGGCACAACCUGAUGGGAAGUUUUUGCUGAGAGAAAGGAAGGAAAACGGCACCUAUGCCCUCUCCCUUGUCUAUGGCAAAACCGUGUAUCACUAUCGGAUAGACCACGACAAGUCCGGCAAGUACUCCAUCCCAGAGGGGACCAAGUUCGACACGCUCUGGCAGUUGGUGGAGUACCUGAAACUCAAACCGGACGGGCUGAUUUUCUACCUGAGGGAAACCUGCCCCAACCCCAACAUGCCAGCAUCUGCAGCACCAGUUCCACCAACCCAUCCCUCUGUGAGCAGACACCUGGGGCCUCUAAAUGCAGACGGAUACACGCCAGAGCCUGUAGGUGCAGGAAAGUCGCGCCUGCUACCCAUGGACACCAGUGUCUACGAGAGCCCGUACAGUGAUCCCGAGGAACUGAAGGAUAAGAAACUCUUCCUGAAGAGGGACCAUCUGAUGAUCGACGAAGUGGAACUGGGGGCAGGAAACUUUGGCUGCGUCAAGAAGGGAGUUUACAAAAUGAGAAAGAAGCAGAUCGAUGUGGCCGUAAAGGUGCUGAAGAGCAACAAUGAGAAAACAGUGAAAGAUGAAAUGAUGAAGGAAGCCCAGAUCAUGCAUCAGCUGGACAACCCCUACAUUGUCCGCAUGAUUGGGGUCUGCGAGGCGGAGUCCCUGAUGCUCGUGAUGGAGAUGGCUUCUGGAGGGCCGCUCAACAAGUUCUUGGCUUCCAAGAAAGACGAGAUUGCAGUCAGCAAUAUCGUGGAGCUGAUGCACCAAGUAUCCAUGGGGAUGAAGUACUUGGAGGAAAAAAACUUUGUCCACAGGGACCUGGCAGCCAGAAAUGUCCUGCUGGUUAACCAGCACUAUGCCAAGAUCAGUGACUUUGGACUCUCCAAGGCUCUUGGUGCCGAUGACAGCUACUACAAGGCCAGGACAGCAGGAAAGUGGCCUCUGAAAUGGUAUGCCCCAGAGUGUGUCCUCUACCACAAGUUCUCCAGCAAGAGUGAUGUGUGGAGCUAUGGUGUUACCAUGUGGGAGGCCUUCACCUAUGGGCAGAAACCAUACAAGAAAAUGAAAGGUCCAGAGGUUAUCAGCUUCAUAGAGCAAGGGAAGCGCAUGGAAUGCCCCACGGACUGCCCAGCAGAGAUGUACACCCUCAUGCAGCAAUGCUGGACCUACAGAUGGGAAGAACGUCCAGGAUUUAUUACUGUGGAAAACAUAAUCCGCUCCUACUACUACAGUAUUGCGAACAAGACAGAAAAUGGCUCAGAGACAGAGGACAAGUCAAAAGAAACUCUUCCUUGAGUUUCCUUCCCUGCUCCUCAACACGCUCCCUUCCCGCAUGGGACCUGGAAAGGCUCUUUGUGAAUUCUUGCUUUAAUCUCUCAAA
This is a messenger RNA of Pezoporus occidentalis (night parrot), 2083 nucleotides long. Its product is annotated as tyrosine-protein kinase ZAP-70. Gene Ontology annotation, cellular component: cytoplasm. Gene Ontology annotation, biological process: protein phosphorylation; intracellular signal transduction. The record is from RefSeq and is a predicted model, not a curated record. Gene Ontology annotation, molecular function: ATP binding; non-membrane spanning protein tyrosine kinase activity. The transcript is spliced from 13 exons. Lineage: Eukaryota; Metazoa; Chordata; Aves; Psittaciformes; Psittacidae. Bases 169 to 1998 code for a protein of 609 amino acids.